GUCUGGUUCCGGCGAGAACGCUGUCGUCAGCACCUGCUGCCUUUGUAACUUCGUCUUCGUGCCAUUGAUUUUCUGCCAUACGCAUCUUUCUCUCUCGUGUGAUCCUUCCGUUAAUUAUCUUUUUGCUACCUGUUCCCGGUAACAAAAAAAUGACGGAUACCUUGAGAACUGUCAGCUGGAGCGAAGUGGAGGCGCACAAGUCUAAAGACAGCACGUGGCUGGUGAUCAAUGGCAAGGUGUACGAUGUGACGAAAUUCCUGGAGGAGCACCCCGGUGGCGAGGAGGUUUUGCUGGAAAAUUCAGGCAAGGAUGGCACGGAGAACUUUGAAGAUGUGGGGCAUAGUUCGGAUGCCCGGGAGAUGAUGAAGGAGUACUUGAUAGGGAAGAUCGAAGACGUUAAGAAGAAUGUAAAAGUGGAGAAUAAGAAAGUCGACGCAAGGGCGGAAGCUGCCAAAGCCAACAAUAAUUCCUGGGUUGCCUGGCUGGUACCUGCUGGAUUUGCGAUUGCUGCGGCCGUGGCUUAUAGACUUUUUGUUGCUUCCAAAGCCGCGCAUGACCAUGUAUAAGAGGUUUCGGCUGUAAGACAAUCCUUCAAACCGAUUCCACGACUACCUAUUAGCUCGAGCUUUUACCAUACCUCAAUUCUCAAGCUGACCCUACAGGCUUUUUCCAGAAGUGAAGCUUUCGAAUGAUGUAUUUGACAUAUUUUUGGCACAUCUUUGAUUUUAUUAAUGCGGUCUUUGCAGAAUUUUAACUUUCUUAUUGUUGAUGCCGAAUGAAAUGAGGAAGAUGCCAGGUAAUUUAAGUGUAAGUUUUGAACCAUGCUGAUGUAGAAAUAUCAAAAUACUGUAACCUCGUUUGGCGUUGCUUUUCGACAAAUUUAUCGUGAUACCAUUAAAGAGCGGCAAAUGUGAAUGAAAUCCAUUUCUUCCA
Molecule: messenger RNA, 933 nt
Organism: Paramacrobiotus metropolitanus
Lineage: Eukaryota; Metazoa; Tardigrada; Eutardigrada; Parachela; Macrobiotidae
Product: cytochrome b5-like
Exons: 2
Coding region: 150-566 (138 amino acids)
Cellular component (GO): membrane; intracellular membrane-bounded organelle
Molecular function (GO): heme binding
Source: RefSeq, a predicted model, not a curated record